This is a messenger RNA of Ilex paraguariensis (yerba mate), 2814 nucleotides long. The record is from the annotation of a GenBank genome assembly. Lineage: Eukaryota; Viridiplantae; Streptophyta; Magnoliopsida; Aquifoliales; Aquifoliaceae.
AUGUCAGUCCCUAUGGCAAUAGCAAUCUCUGGUCAACUUCUUCUUGGUCAGCCGGUAAUGGUUAAACCAUCAGAGGCUGAAAAGAAUCUUGUUCAAUCCACUACAUCUGCUGCUGGAGGAACAGGGGGGCUUACAGGUCCGUAUUCUGGGGGAGCCAGAAGGCUGUAUGUUGGCAAUCUGCAUUUCAAUAUCAAAGAAGACCAACUUCGUCAGGUUUUUGAAGCAUUUGGUACUGUGGAGCUUGUGCAGUUGCCUACUGAUCUUAUUACUGGGCAUUCCAAAGGUUAUGGUUUUAUUCAGUUUGCACGUCUUGAGGAUGCGAGAGCCGCACAGAGUUUAAAUGGAAAUCUGGAGAUAGCAGGCCAACUUAUCAAGGUAUCAGUUGUUACCGAUCAAUCUGGAAUGCAAGAUGUUGGUGCAAAUACUGGUGACUUUGAUGAUGAUGAGGGUGGUGGCUUGUCUCUGAAUGCACACUCUCGAACACUUCUGAUGCACAAGUUGGACCGUAGUGGAGCUGCUACGAGCAUUUCUGGUUCAUUGGGCACUCCUGUUGCUAACAGUCCUGGCCUUCCCCUGCCCACAGCACCAAUUAUUGGUGCCACACCUGCAGUGCCUCCUCUUGUGCAAGCUCCUGUUCCUAUGGUUGCAGGAUUGCCCGGUACAGGUCUUGCAAUGCCUCCUGUAACUGUUCCUUCUGUCGCUAUCAUUGGGGUCCCAAGCGAAUGUUUAUUGUUGAAGAACAUGUUUGAUCCAAAAUUAGAGAUGGAACCAGAUUUUGACAUGGAUAUUAAAGAUGAUGUUAAGGAUGAAUGUUCUAAGUUUGGGACACUAAAGCAUAUUUAUGUGGAAAAGAAUAGUGCUGGAUUUGUAUACUUGCGAUUUGAAAAUACGCAAUCUUCCAUAAAUGCACAACGUGCCCUCCAUGGGAGAUGGUUUGCUGGCAAGAUGAUCACUGCAACCUUCAUGUGCUUGGACCAGAACUCAGUACAAUGGUCUGCUCCUGGUUUCGGAAAUCAUGUACUACAUUCCAGGAAAUGUAGGACUACAGUCGCGCUUCUCCAUUCGGUUCAUGGUUACGCCUGUCAAAAUCCUGCUUGGCUCAAGACUCGAGUUGCCUUUGAGGCAACCGCAGCUGGUAAAGCCUUUGGAGUUUGGAGGCCUUUCUUGGACACAGGCGUGUCUUCAUCAGAAUGGCAAGUUAUGAUUGGUUCUCAAGAUAUUGUGCUUGCGUCUACUGGGGUUCUCUUUUCUUCAUUCAGAACUGGGCCAGUUGGCCGAAGGGCUCAAAAGAACCAAUUACCAACCAAAGCCCACUACCUAUUUGGCAUUUCUCAGAUUUUCAGCAAAAUGACUCAAGACGUUGAGAUGAAAGAACAGCGGCCUGCUCCUUCAAACUCUGUUACAUCCACUGGUCCCUCGACUAUGCAGCAUUUGAAGGAGAUUGCAUCUCUUAUCGAGACUGGUUCGUAUGCGCGCGAGGUUCGUCGGAUUGUGCGCGCAGUUCGAUUAACCAUUGCAUUAAGGCGGAAGCUGAAGGCUUCCGUGAUUUCUGCAUUCCUGAAUUUUGCCCUUGUACCUGGAUCCGAUGUGCACAGUCGCUUAUCAUCGUAUCUUCCAAAGGAAGAUGAGCAUGAUAUGGAAGUUGAUACCGCCUCAUCUACAAUGCAAGCAACUGUGAAACACUCUUUGCUAGAGCUCGAGAUUUAUUGCUACUUGCUUGUGCUAAUAUUUCUUAUUGAUCAGAAGAGAUACACUGAGGCUAAAGCUUGUUCAUCUGCAAGCAUUGCCCGUCUGAAGAGCUUGAAUAGGCGGACUGUUGAUGUUCUAGCAUCCAGGCUCUAUUUCUACUACUCCCUUAGCUAUGAAGCGACUGGCAAUCUUGCUGAAAUUCGGGGUAACCUUCUUGCAUUACACCGGAUUGCAACAUUGCGACAUGAUGAGUUGGGGCAGGAAACACUUCUCAACCUGCUGCUUCGGAAUUACCUCCACUACAAUUUAUAUGAUCAGGCAGAGAAGCUGAGGUCAAAGGCACCUCGUUUUGAAGCUCACUCAAAUCACCAAUUCUGCCGGUACCUCUUUUACCUUGGAAAGAUUAGGACAAUUCAGUUGGAGUAUACAGAUGCAAGAGAGUCCCUCCUCCAAGCUGCUCGGAAAGCCCCUGUUGCAGCUCUUGGGUUCCGGAUUCAAUGCAAUAAGUGGGCUGUGAUAGUCCGCCUACUGCUAGGAGAGAUCCCUGAGAGGACUGUUUUUAUGCAGAAAGGCAUGGAGAAGGCUUUGAGGCCAUAUUUUGAGCUUACAAAUGCUGUUCGAAUUGGAGAUUUAGAGCUGUUCAGAAACGUUGCUGAGAAGUUUUCGAGCACUUUCAAAUCGGAUGGGACCCACAACUUGAUUGUUAGGCUGCGGCAUAAUGUCAUAAGAACUGGGCUCCGAAACAUCAGUAUCUCAUAUUCCCGCAUCUCAUUGGUUGAUGUAGCCAAGAAGCUGAGAUUGGACUCUGCAAACCCUGUUGCUGAUGCUGAGAGUAUCGUAGCCAAGGCAAUCCGUGAUGGUGCAGUGGAUGCAAUGUUGGAUCAUGCAAAUGGGUGGAUGGUAUCGAAGGAGACUGGGGAUAUUUACUCGACAAAUGAACCUCAAAUUGCAUUCAACUCAAGGAUUGCUUUCUGCCUCAAUAUGCACAAUGAAGCAGUGCGUGCUCUUCGAUUUCCACCAAAUUCUCACAAGGAGAAAGAAAGUGCUGAGAAGAGGAGAGAGAGACAACAGCAGGAGCAAGAGCUUGCCAAACAUAUAGCUGAGGAGGACGACGAUGAUUUCUAA